GACAUCUUUUUCUAUUCACGCCUCUUUGUUUGAGCGCGUUGCUUAUCAACUCAGUCAAUUGCACAGUUUGUUGCAAACAUGGCUGGUUUCUCUGUGCGCGCCUUGGUUUCGCCAUGUAGGCGACGAUAUUUUCCCCGUCAAUUUACACGACGUUACGCUGUUCAAGCGCCCGGUGCGCCCAUACUCGAGAUUUUUAGUGCACAGCAAAAAUGGAUGCAAAAGGAGCGGGCUGCAAAAGAUGUUGAGACAAGUCGAGAUGUAGAUUAUCUAAGAGAUGAGGUUGCUUCAAGGUUGUGUGAGCGAGUCCUGGACAUAAACCGACAUUUCCCAAAAGUUCUCGACAUCGGUGCAAACGCAUGCAAUCUUUCUCGAGCGUUGACAUUGCCGUCCGAGGAUGCGCCAGAAAAGGGCCCGCGGUCCAAGCGCAUCGGUACCAUCACAGCCGCUGACUCGUCUCGAUCUUUACUCUACCGAGAUGCAGACUUGCCCUUCAACAAGGAAAUCGACAUUGUGCGAGAGGUUCUUCCUACCUCAGAGUUGCUACCUUAUGAGGCCAACACUUUCGAUGCGGUCCUGAGCAAUCUCAGUUUACAUUGGAUCAACGACUUACCCUCAGUCCUCGCCCAGAUCAACAACAUACUGAAACCCGACUGUCCUUUCAUUGGUGUCAUGAUGGGUGGUGACAGUUUAUAUGAGCUCCGAACAUCGCUUCAAUUAGCAGAGCUCGACCGGAGAGGCGGUGUCUCAACACACACUUCGCCACUGGCAGAUGUAAAAGACGUUGGUGGCCUGUUGCAAAAAGCUGGCUUCAACCUCCUUACCGUAGAUGUCGACGACAUCGUUGUCGACUUCCCCGACACUUUCUCACUGAUGAAGGAUCUACAGGCUAUGGGUGAAUCGAAUGCCGUACUGGCGAGAGAGAAGGGCGCCAUACAUCGAGAUGUGCUACUUGCUGCCGAGGGAAUAUACAAGGAACUCCAUGGAAAUGAAGAUGGGACACUACCUGCUACUUUCAGGCUUAUCUACAUGAUUGGCUGGAAGCCUAGUCCUAAUCAACAAAAGCCGCUCGAGAGGGGGACGGGUAUGUUUAGUAUCAAGGAUUACCUGGAGAAGAAUGGAGGAUCUGGAGAGGGUGAAAAGUAAAAAGUUCCAGAAUGCGGUCAUUGUAUCAUUAACAUCUAAUACCCUGUACACUUUUACCCAAGAAUAACGGAAUUCAUCUAUUGGUUCUGGGAAAGGGAUACUUCACAGAUUCGGGAGUCAGAAGCAGCACGGAGGCGACAGCGUCAGUCACAGUUGCAGAAUGGUAAGCUUACCAACGGUCGAUAAGAUAUUACCAGCCACCAGAGGUGCAGAAAAGUUCAAGAUAGGGCUGCUUCGUUUGCUCUUUGCUUA
Molecule: messenger RNA, 1395 nt
Organism: Bipolaris maydis ATCC 48331
Lineage: Eukaryota; Fungi; Ascomycota; Dothideomycetes; Pleosporales; Pleosporaceae
Source: RefSeq, a predicted model, not a curated record